Eremothecium cymbalariae DBVPG#7215 is the source of this 453-nucleotide messenger RNA. RefSeq lists its product as uncharacterized. The record is from RefSeq and is a predicted model, not a curated record. Lineage: Eukaryota; Fungi; Ascomycota; Saccharomycetes; Saccharomycetales; Saccharomycetaceae. The transcript has a single exon. Bases 1 to 453 code for a protein of 150 amino acids.
AUGUGUAAUGACACAGAAAUCAAACAUCGGAAGGGGGAAACGAUAAUCACUACUACCAACAGAAUAAGGGUUUUAACAGCAAUACAGCCAAUGCUUGCAGGGCUUGAUACGAGCAUGAAUCGCACAGAGAAUAUCAGCAGAAGCAGAGCGUCAGUAGGUAGGAUUCCAAAGCAUAGAAGGAGUAAAGAUGGACAGAAUAUGCGGUGUCGGAUUGGGGGUAGACAAAAUGAGCGGUCUUAUAGGGAUAGCAUACCCAGGCAAGGCGUACUGAUAGAUGAAACAUUGGAUCAUUUGGCAAUGCAACAAGGAACCAAUGGAAUUUUCUAUAUAAUAGAACUUACUGCACCAAAUGGAGCUGCGGGGGAUGUUUCUAUGCUUAGAUACGGUGAGGAAGAGCCGCAGACUGGGACUGGGGGAAAUAUGACGGGAAAUCAGCAUAACUGCUAUAGUUAA